Messenger RNA from Staurois parvus, 1225 nucleotides. Lineage: Eukaryota; Metazoa; Chordata; Amphibia; Anura; Ranidae. The record is from the annotation of a GenBank genome assembly.
AUGCGAACAUUUCCUAUUUUCCAUCUUCGUAAUGUAGCAUGGACAGUUUCUACCAUUUCUCAUAGAAAUGCUGCACUGCUACAAACAUCCAUACAAAAGCACAGAAAUUACUUCUUUACAUCACGAAAGAUGGACUCCUGGCCUAGUAACAGAAGGAACUUGUGCAUGGCAGCGCUGACCCAGCAAGAAGCAGAGCCUCUAGCAAAAAAAGAAGAGCGUCUGCUAUAUCGAAUUUAUGAGGGUUUGGUGGAAGGGCAUCGAGCUUGCUUGGCAGAAGCCAUAACACUGGUAGAGUCUACACAUAUGAGGAAAAGGCAAAUUGCUCAAGUACUGCUGCAGAAGGUACUAACUCAUCACCGAGAAAAGGAGCGCUCAAAUAACGGAAAACCUCUAGCGUUUAGAAUAGGCCUGUCUGGUCCCCCAGGAGCUGGAAAAUCAACAUUUAUUGAAUUUUUUGGGAAAAUGCUUACUGAGCAGGGACACAAAGUUGCAGUAUUGGCUGUUGAUCCAUCAUCUAGCACCAGUGGUGGCUCUCUUCUUGGUGAUAAAAACACGAAUGCAGGAGCUUUCUAGAGAUAUGAAUGCUUACAUUCGACCUUCUCCCACCAGGGGGACACUGGGAGGGGUGACAAGAACAACUAAUGAAGCUAUUUUACUCUGUGAAAGUGGUGGUUAUAAUAUCGUACUUGUGGAGACUGUAGGUGUAGGACAGUCUGAAUUUGCAGUGGCUGACAUGGUUGACAUGUUUGUACUGUUGCUGCCACCAGCAGGAGGUGAUGAAUUGCAGGGCAUUAAAAGGGGCAUCGUUGAAAUGGCAGACCUGGUCGUGAUAACAAAAGCUGAUGGGAAUUUGCUAAUACCAGCAAGAAAGAUUCAAGCAGAGUAUGUUAGUGCUUUGAAGUUGCUCAGAAAACGUUGUAAAAUCUGGAAGCCUGAGGUUGUUCGUAUCUCUGCUAAGACUGGAGAAGGCAUUCCAGAACUGUGGAAGAAAAUGACAGACUUUCAGAGCACCAUGCUGGAAAGCACAGAACUGCUAACCAGGCGCAGGGCUCAGCAAAAGGUGUGGAUGUGGAACUUAAUUCAGGAGAACGUUCUCUUACAUUUUAAGAACCAUCCUGCUGUUAAACAUAAGCUACCUCUCCUGGAAGGGCAGGUCCUCACUGGUGUCCUGUCACCCAGCCUGGCAGCAGAUAUAUUACUAAAAGCUUUCUCUGAAAGCAGUUAA